ACCAAAAGGCUUGAUUUUAUUUUCAUUUUUUUCCAGUUUAUAUUUGAAGUAUGUCACAUGUUCAUGUCAACCUACAAAGUUGAAAAAUGAGUCAUGCACACUUUAUCAACAGUUGCAAAGGUCAUGUUUCCCUUCACAGACAUAAAAUUCCCGUUCAAACCAACUCCAGCAUGACCAGUGCAACAUCCAGAACAUGACAGCUCCAGGACUUUAGACCCUGGAUAGCACUAGAUUACUGCCUGUAAAUCAUCUGUAUGCGGAUUUCCCCCAUUGUUUGGUUCCAAAAAACAUUUUCUCAAUGAGUCCAUGUCUGGUGGAGAAAAUGAUUUUAGUCUAUCUGAAGACAUCUUGAAACCCUUUUAAGAUAUCAUGGCCCUCAUGUGAUUUCUAAAAAGAUUGUCUGAUUUUAUCACAAAGUGACAGAGGAGAGACACACACGUGUGUAAACACAACUGAUGAUAGUGCUAAUCUGUCAGAUAACAACCGGCCCUGGAAACGCGUCCCGUUCACUCCGUGCUCUGAGCACAAGCAGUCCGACGAGCAGAUUUCCAUUUUCCGAGCUGCCACUCAAACAAGCGGGGGCUCUACGAAGAGGAGGAGACGGGGAGGACGAUCCUGCAGCCAUUCAUCAGUCCGCCGAGGAGCCGCGCUCCGCCGCCUGGACCGCCCGCGUGCCCCUGCCUGCCAGCCGGAGCGGAGGCGCGAGACUCCCACCGCGAGCGUCGGUCAUUCGGCGGCGGACGUGAACGAGGAGGAGGAGGAGGAGGAGGAGGAGGGGGCUGAGAGGAGGGAAAAGAGCCAGUCUAUCAGAGUUAUUACCCGGUGUGCAUGUAGAGGAGAAGACGAGGAGUCUCUCGUUCUCAGAUCCUGACAGGACGCGUUUUCCCGGUGAGUGAGGAGAGGUUAGUGUCAUCAGUUUAAGCGUUCUCCCUGGUUGCUGAGUUGCAGCUCUGGUCUUUGUCUCCAGCCAGAGUGGACUGUUGCAUUGCUCUGAGAAGGACACCAUGACCCAGGAGGGGCAGGCUCUGUCCUCUCCCACCCCACCUGAGAACACAUUGGAGCCCAGCACUGCAACAACGUCGACUGAGCCACCUGCAGAAACACAUAAUGAGGCAGUUGAGGACAGGCCAGAGGCUGUGGAGAGGGACAAUACAGAGGAGGGGAAACAAGAAGAGGAAACCAUAGGUAGAGAGGUGACGGCACAAAGUGAAGGAGAGGGGAGGGCAGAGGGUAAAGACGAGGGAGGAGAAGGUGAGCUAAACAAGGAAGGGGAAGGUCCCACUGAAGAACAGCAUCAACACAGCAAAAGAGAAGAAGAGGAGAAAAAGGACAAUGAGGACAUGCAGCUAUCUGCAGAGAACGAGGCAUCUAACCUUCAACCAACUGGACGGCUUGCUAAUGGUGUGAGUGGGAAGGAUGAUGAGGACGGUUUAGGUGAGGAGGAUGGCAGAGAAGAGAGGGAGGAACAUACAAACUUGGACACUUUCAGCUCCAACUUUGAGACGACUGUAGAGCAGGCCGACACAGAGGUGGAGGAUGAUGAAGAGGAAGAAGGGGCCCCGGGAGAUGGAGAUGAAGCAGAAAACCAGGACACUUUCAGCUCAGCCUUUGAGCAAAUUGUAGAGCAGGUCGAUGUGCAGGAAAAAGAAGAGGAGAGAGAGUCGGAGGAAGAAGAGAAGGAGAAAAACAAGGUGGUGGAUAACAAAGAUGGCUUCAGCUCCACGUUUGAGCGCAUUGUGGAGUCUGCCCUGCUAAGGGGCGGCACAUGCUACAGCAGCCUUGACUCUCUGGACGUGCUGUCACUCACGGACGAGACGGACAGCUGCGUCAGCUUUGAGGCACCACUGACUCCACUUAUCCAACAGAGGUCGCUGUUACAGGGACCUGAACCUCUGGAGCUGGAGCUGGCAACAGUUCAGGAACAAGAAGGGGCUGAGGCUGGAUCAGAUGCCCUUGACAGUGAUGAUACAACUGGGCAGAGCUCGGUGUGUCCAGGUGGAUCAGGUGGUGCUGUGGGGGGAGGUCCAUUAAGGACAACCAUACCAGGGAGCAGGUCGGAGUUUGUGCUGAGCCAGCCUGGACGCUGGGCUAUUCCCAAUGGAUACCACUUAGACUCCCGGGGAGCCAUGGAUGUCAGUGGAGCCAUGAUCAGCUCUGUUAGUGAUGCCAACCUUGCAGACGUGCUGUCUGAUUCGGAGGAGUGUGAUUUGGGCAGCCUGGAGCGCUUGGAGCGCGGCAGCACCGACACUCUGGCCAAUGGCUGCCGAGUUGACUGUGAGGCCGCCAAGAGGCUGGCCAAGCGCCUGUAUCACCUCGAUGGUUUCAAGCGCUGCGAUGUGGCCAGACACCUGGGCAAAAACAACGAGUUUAGUCAGCUGGUGGCUUCAGAGUAUCUGAGUUACUUUGAUUUCUCUGGCCUGUCCCUGGAUCGAGCCCUGAGGAACUUCUUAAAGGCUUUUCCAUUGAUGGGGGAAACUCAGGAGAGAGAGCGGGUCCUCGUCCAUUUCUCCAGACGCUACUGUCACUGCAACCCACAAACACCUACUUCUGAAGAUGGAGCCCACACAUUAACCUGUGCCCUAAUGCUGCUCAACACUGAUCUGCAUGGACAUGUGAACAUUGGGAAGAAGAUGUCUUGCCAGCAGUUUAUCAGUAAUCUAGAUGGCCUCAAUAAUGGCAGAGACUUCCCUAAAGAUUUAUUAAAGGUCUUGUAUAACUCGAUCAAGAAUGAAAAGCUUGAGUGGGCAGUUGAGGAGGAGGAGCUCAGGAAGAGUCUGUCUGAGUUAGUGGAGGAGCACUGUGAGGGCGGGAGUAAGCGUGUUGCCAGGGUAACGGACAGCAGUAACCCUUUCAUUGCCAUUCCCAUUCUGCUAAACGCGGUCACCUACAAACAUGGAGUGCUGACCCGCAAAAGUCAUGCUGACAUGGACGGCAAAAGAACUCCAAGGGGCCGUCGGGGUUGGAAAAAGUUUUACGCGGUUCUAAAGGGAAUGAUCCUAUAUCUCCAGAAGGAUGAGUACAAACCUGACAGUGACAUUUCCGAGGUGGACCUGAAGAAUGCAGUACGGAUUCAUCACGCUUUAGCCACUCAUGCCACUGACUACAGUAAAAGACCCAAUGUGCUGAAACUGAAAACCUCAGACUGGAGAGUCUUUCUACUGCAGGCCCCUAGUGAGGAGGAGAUGAUGUCCUGGAUCUUCCGGAUAAACUUGGUGGCAGCUCUAUUCUCCGCUCCAGCUUUUCCCGCUGCAAUUGGUUCCAUGAAAAACUUCUGUCGGCCCAUCCUGCCGUCCUCAUCCACCAGACUCAACCAGGAGGAGCAGCUGCGGAGUCAUGAGAGCAAGCUGAAGCAGACCAGUUUGGAGCUGGAGGAACACAGAAAAAACCAGCCCUCGGUUGACCCAAAAAGCCGUGACUGGGAGGAGUACCGGCUUAAAGAGCACUACCUCACGUACGAGAAGACUCGAUAUGAGACGUACAUUAGCCUUCUGCAGGCUAAAAUUCGUGCUGAGACGGACGACCUAGAGAAAAUCGAGGCCAGUGUGAUUGGUGGCCUAAUCUUGGAUGGUAGCUUGGCAGGUCAAGAGUGCCACCUUCGAAAGACACAGUCCUCCCCAUCUAUCAGCCAGUCCCACUCUGGCCAGAAUGGGAGGACCACUGGAUGCGCUGUCCCAGGACAAGGGAGCUGAGAAAGGGGGAAGAAGGAAGACGCUGACCCUACAGCACCCCAGAAUAUUUAGUAAUUAAUAUGUUGUGUUUUGGGCUCCUGCUAUCCCCAGUGAACUGUCAUGCUCCUUGUUUUUAAACCUGAUGAAUAUCCUGUCCUUGAGCAAUAGUUGAGGGAAGCUGCUGAACCUCUAUUCUCUCAGCUUCUAUUAUUGCACAUUUGGAAUGAUCCUAACUGUGAUCAGUGUUUAAAGCAGCACCAUCAGUAUUAUUUUAUCAUCUCAGAGUCAGGCAUUUGUCUAGAUGAAGUGCCAUUAGCUCUGACAAGAACUUUAGGUUGUUCAAAAUGUUUAAAUAGCAGGUCAGACAGAUAGAAGGAACAGUUUAGUUUGCCAUUUUCUACCAGUUUCUGACUUGUACUUCAGUCCUGAAGUCAAUCAGUGGGUAUAAAUAGGUAGACAUGACACCGCAUUGGUCUAUUUUAAGUCAUAAAACUCAUGCUUACACAGCCAGACACUGGCAGGCAUGUGUAGUGAAAGGACCUAUAGUACAGGUAGGGUGUGUAGUGUGAAGAUGUAACAUGUCUCUCCUGCAGAGAACUCAGAAGGAUAAAGUCCCUGUUUAUCAUAUUUAUUUAUUUAUUUAACUCUCACAACCUUUGUUUAGCCCAGAAAAGGUUUACACAAUGCUUUAUUGUCCUUUUUUCAGAAGGGUUUUUUUUACAUGCAUUGCUCUAAGGAGGCUGUAAAAUGAGUAAAACUGUUUUAGUAAGCUGCACCACAAAGAAGCUGUAGGUUUAGUGCCUUACUGAAGGGCACCUUGGCUCAGAGAGACCCAACGAUGGCUCAAACUGCCCAAAAUACGGACAUUUGUUUAUUCAUUUUUGUUUUCAGGAAAUUCAAGGAUUUAUUAUUUAAGUGCUGAAAGAUCCAUUGUCCAUGUUAUCCUCUUACUGCUCCAUUUCCAUCCCAACUGAACAGAUGCAACGGAUGCAUUACAAUGUCUCUCAAAAGUGUUCAUACCUCUUGAACUUUUACAUUUUGUCGCAUUACAAACUUCAGUGUAUGUUAUCAGGAUUGUAAUUGAUAAACCAGGUUGUGCAUUAUUGUGAAGAGGGCGGUAAAUGAUAUUACAAAAUCUAAUUAUUGCCCUUUUUUUCUUUGCAAAAUAGCUCAAGCUCAGUCAAUUUCAGAGAGCUUAGGUGACCAACAAUUGUGAAGUCUUGCCACGGAUUCGAACUGGUGUUUAGGUUUCGAUUUUGGGCCUUUAAAACACAUAAAUAUUAUUUGAUCUAAACAAUUUCAUUGUAGCUUUGGCUGCAUGUCAAUUUAACACAUGGGUACCCAACUCUGGCCCUCAGGAGCUGCUAACCUGCAACCUGAUCACAUACAGAGCAUCCAGAAAAUAUUUACAUGGCUGAACUUUUUCCACAUUUAGUUAUGUUACAGUUUUAUUCCAAAUGGUAUCAAAUUCAAUGUUUUCCUCAAUAUUCUACACACAAUACCCCAUCAUGACCAUGUGAAAGAAGUCUGUUGGAGAAUGUUGCAAAUUUAUUACAAAUGGAAAACUAAGAAAUCUCAUUUAUGUAAGUAUUCACAGCCUUUGCCACAAAGCUCAAAACUGAGCUGAGGUGCCUCUUUUGUUCACUGAUCAUCCUCGAGAUGUUUCUACAGGGGGGUGAACCCCAUGCCUAAACAUAGUUGUGCUUCUAUUUGCAAUAUAUUUGCAACAAUCUCAAAAAAGCCUCUUUCACAUUGUCAUGAUGGUGUAGUGUGCAGAAUUUUAAGGAAAGAUUCAUUUGAUCCCGUUGGGAAUAAAGCUGUAACAUAAAUAAAUGUGGAAAUAGUGCAGCGCUGGGAAUGUUUGCAGAUACACUGUAAAAUUCCAAUAAAACUCAUUAAAGUUUGUUUUAUGUAACGUGACAAAAUGUGGAAAGGUUCAAGGGAUUAGUUUUGCUGGGCACUGUAACAAAAUAUGUCCGGGUGUGAUUUCGUUAAAGAUUUACUGUAUGUUAGCCAGGAUUGUCUGGGUGCGAGGGAUACAGGUUAGGUUGGUCAGUGUGUGUGUGCGCACGUGUUCCAGUUGGGAUAUUAUAGCUGAAAGUAGCUGAAGGAAUCAAAUAGGAGUCUACUGUAACAAGGAGUCUUGUUACUGUAUGACAAGCUGAUUGAGUGUGUUUGGCCUUCUGCUGACACAAUCAGGCCUGGAUCUCUCCAAAGCCUCUCCAGCACAAAGGCAGCCUUUAUCUCUGUGACUAAACAUGCAGUAUAACUCCUGACAAUAUCUAACCCCUCUAUGCUCUGAUUUAUUGUAUGUUACAUGGGCCUGUCAUACAUCCCAGCUGGUUUGUUAAUUCUUGCACCCUUAAUGCUCCAUGAGGGUGAUUUUGGGAAACAGAAACCGGCCAAUUUUAAAGCGGGGCAGCAGGACUGCUCCGGCUCUGUGUGUUUAAGUCAAUAAGCCCGUCAGUAUGCAGGAAUGGAGAGGGAAACAGCAGCACAGUAGCCAUCAAAACACUCUUCCUGUUGGAGUGAAGCUGGAGAGACUUGUUUUUCUAGAAAAAUGGACUAGUUAAAUUUUCUUAGUAGUCUACCGACCAAGAAGAGGCAAAGCAGACCUUCAGCUCAUGUUUUUCCAAACCACGAGAAGAAAAACAACCUAAUGGACCUGAAUUUCCCAGAAUGAAGACUUGCCAAAGGUGUUGAGGAACAGGAGAUGUGGUGUUACCACUCUUUGUGAGCACCUUAACUGAGCCUAAAGCCCCCAGUCACACACACACGAACCGGUUUUCAUGUAAUUGUUUAUAACACAACUGUAGAUCAGUAACUUCGGUGUCCUCUCACUCAGCCCUGAUUUGGUGCAAUUCACAUUACCAGAGAUGAAAUAUUGACUGCAUGAUCUGGAAACAGCACCUCGGCUGCUCUGGCUAAUAAAUUCACAGUGACUGAUGGCGUCUGGGAUCCUUUUUGGGACUUGACCUGGAACCCGAUUCACUUUCAGACUAAAAUGCUGAUGAAGAGCUGCGUUUCUGAAGAGGAACUACCAGUUUUAAAGCUGUAUGGUUAGGAUAAAAAACCGCUUUCUUACAGGGAGACCUCCCAGUGUAGUCACUUUGGCUGUUGUGCUAAUUUUUGAUUCCCCAUGUUCUAGGGUAGGCCUGUGCUGUAAAAUAGGGUUGUGAAAAAAUGUGGAUUGUUUUGUUUUAUUUAAAGAAAAAAGGAUAACUUUGGCACUUUGAUGUCAGCAAUUAUCUGUCUUUUUGUUUUUGUUUGUAUAUUUGAACUUUUUGACAGAAUGCGCAUAACUAUGUAAAGGACAUAUUUACUGAAUAUUUAGUCUGUGCUUCAUAAAGUAAGCUUUUAUACAGA
This is a messenger RNA of Girardinichthys multiradiatus, 7034 nucleotides long. It is a transcript of the gene psd2, whose product is annotated as pleckstrin and Sec7 domain containing 2. Lineage: Eukaryota; Metazoa; Chordata; Actinopteri; Cyprinodontiformes; Goodeidae. Bases 1005 to 3689 code for a protein of 894 amino acids. The transcript has 15 exons. The record is from RefSeq and is a predicted model, not a curated record. Gene Ontology annotation, biological process: regulation of ARF protein signal transduction. Gene Ontology annotation, molecular function: guanyl-nucleotide exchange factor activity; protein binding; phospholipid binding.